AAUUUUGGUAACGGUGAGCAACGAAAUGAAGAGAAAGCAUCAAGUUCGAAAAUAGCGGAGAACCCCCUCGCUAAGCAAGAAAAAGUCGCAACCGACCAGCAGAAAGCAAACGAGAAAAGUUCAAGCUCCAGCUCGUCAGCUAAUCCAGACCCUGAACCGAUAAAACCAGAGUUCUUCGAUGGAAUUAGCCGUAAACUCGUGCAGAAUCCGAAUGCUCGAAUCGUACCGAAACGACCCCCGCCCGUUCCUCAGCAGGGACAGCCACAAGUUCAUCGGGUGAUGGAUGUUUUGAAGGCUAUCGAGUAUCGACAAAAACUUGAAAAGCAGCAGGUAAAUCGCAAACGCGAGCCGGAACAUUCGAAAGAAGACCUUCCGGAACCAAAGCGCCGAGCUGUUACCAGUUUUGUUGCUUGGGCACUUUUGACAUCGGUGAAACCGAAGCAGGCAACUGGGACCGACUGGGAUGCAGCCAGGCAAAAAGAACUCGACGGCUUAAACCGACUAAAAACUUGGGUCGAAGAACAGCCACCACCGAGCACGCCCGUCAUUCCCAUAGUUUUGAACUACACGAUCAAGGCGGAUGGACGAAAGAAAGCCAGGGCGGUAGUGUUGGGCAAUCUCGAACAAAUCGACAACGAGAAAAACGAUUUCGAUUGCUACUCUCCGGUCGUUUCACACAUCACAAUCCGGACCAUGCUCAAGAAAAUGGCGACCGAAAAUUUGUGUUGUUCGGGCUUCGAUAUCGAAAAUGCAUUCGUGACAGCGAACUUGACGAAGAGAGUUUAUUGUCGACUACCACCUGAAUGGGGCGGAAAAACCGUUCGUCUUAUCAAAGCACUUUACGGAUUGCGAUCAGCACCACGACACUACAGUGACCAUUUUGCUGCUGAAAUCGCGGCAAUCGGGUGGACAAGAAGCGAGCACGAUCCUGGCUUGUUUGUCAAGAUCGUGGGACAAAGUAAGUACUUUUUGCUCGCGUAUGUCGAUGACGGUCUGAUUUUAGGACCAGAACAAGCAAAAUGCGACGAGCUACGAAGUGAAAUUUUGAAGAUAUUCAAGGGCCGGCUUUUGGAAGUAACCAAGGAAAACAAAACCGAAAAAUUUGAAUAUUUGGGCUUGACAAUUACCCACGACCGAGCCAAUCACAUCGUGCACGUGAGUCAGAAAAAGGCAACCGAUCGGAUUUUGAAAAACUUCAACAUGGAAAAAGUAAAACCAGCAAAAACGCCAAUUGUCAAAAACAUCGACCCCAACGGGACGCCGUUACAACCGAACCAAAUCCCUUUCAACUACAGAGCGGUAGUGGGCCACUUGCAGUUUUUAUCCUGUUUUUCACGACCCGACCUCACCUACAGCGUGAAAGAAUUGAGUCGGCACCUGGAGGCGCCAAAUCAGGAAGCAGUGGACGCAGCAAUUCGAGUUUUUCAGUAUUUGAAGGCGACAAGUACCAUGGGCAUCACGUUCAAAAAGGAAACCAAACGAAUGGAAGACCUGCAGUUUCAGGCAUUUUCGGACGCUAGUUUCGCAAAUGAAGAAAACCGAAAAAGCUGCAGCGGAUGCCUUGUAACAUUGGGAUCGUCGCCCAUUUGGUGGAAAUCGAAAACGCAAAACGAAAUCGCUAUAAGUACUUGCGAAGCGGAGUACUACGCGCUUUUCGUACUGGUCAAAGAGUUGAAAUCUAUUCGCCAACUGUACAACUUUAUUUGGGAUUUCAAACCUAAGUUUACGGUGUACGUCGACAACAAGUCCGCCAUCAAGCUGGCAAAACACAGCUUGGUGACAAACAGGACGAAACACAUCGAUGUACGUUAUCACUUCUUGCGGAGUUCAGUACUAAGUAAGGAAAUCGAAAUAAAAUAUAUUCCCUCGAAAGAAAAUAGAGCAGAUUCGCUAACAAAACCAACAGCCGCGAGCUAUUUUCAAAACCAACUAGGUGUAGGUAUGUUAUAAAUGUUUCACCUCUCACACUGGUCAAACAUCCUAGCAGAAACAGUUUUUUCAUUACAAAAAUGCAACUUAUUCAUUUACAAAAUUAGGAAUUUUAUCUUUCUCCAAACCGAUAUACUUUUGCAAUUUAUCCGAAUAGUAUAAAUUGGGGGGGGAGAAUGUUGGCACCCCUCGGUAAAAACGUAUUAGAAUCGGUUACGUACAGAAAUUAUUUCAUCGUGCAAAACACACAAGAAGAGAAAGAGAGAGCAAGAAGCAGAAAGAGUUUCUUCACAACAUUUCAAGAACGUGAACAAUGUCGAACACUCUGCAGGAUGUAUUUUUAGCCCCGCUAAAUACUACUUGAGUCAUACCCGAAAUGGUAAUUUGUUCAUGAGGUUGAUAGUGUUCUCACGAUGAUCAGCCCUGUGCCAACAUUUCGUGUCCUUGUGAUAUCAAAUAAAGAACCUUUUCGAAUGUUUUCGCGAGCCCAUAUUUCAAAAA
Messenger RNA from Amoebophrya sp. A120, 2430 nucleotides. The record is from the annotation of a GenBank genome assembly. NCBI's taxonomy places the organism in Eukaryota, Dinophyceae, Syndiniales, Amoebophryaceae.